AACCUUUGGCGCCGUUUCCUGUUGCGCGCGCAUUGCCACUAAGGCAUUGUGUCCAUCUUCGUUAUGAGCGUCGACGUCACUGCCAUCCGCGCGGCCUUUGCGGCCUGCAACUUAGACCUGGAGGAUGAUGCAGCCAGCACGUGUGUGUCCAUCUGCACGGAGUUCGGGCUGAGCUCGGACGAUAUGGCGGCGCAAUGGGAUGCCUACUCCAUGAACCAGCAGCUCUCGGGAGCCGCCAACUCCGACGGCCUCGUGGCCUUCCGCUCGCACCUCAAGCAGCAGCAGCAGGUCAAGGCUCAGGAAGCAGUGCCCACCAGCGCCUCUCAGAAGAGACGUCAUUCCAAGACACCAGUGGUAAAGCGUGAAGCGGACAGCCAAGACAAACUCGAGUCGUUAUACAGCAUGAAGUCGCCUGAGGGCAAGCACGCGCGUUCAUUUUCCAGCCCAGCAGGAAGCAACAAGGUGCAGCGCAAGGAAGGCAUGUUUUCACCCCCUUCCAUGCAGUCUCCGCCUGGUAGUAGCUAUGAGAAGCGCACAGACGCCGGCAAAUCGAUGACGGACUUCAACGCUCACUUGAGGAAGCAGAUCGAAGGAAUGGGAGCCAACACAGGGAAGCCUGUCGAGGUUAAGGCGCCCUUCCCGUCCCGUAAUUUAACUCCGAACUCUUCGUACAUGUACACGCCGUUAUUCCAACGUGCCAUAGCGCUGGAUGAGCAGCUUGUCGAGUACGAGGAGCUUGUCAAGGAAAAGUUCAAACUAGAAGAAAUCAAGCCAGUUGGAGACCCCUCGCCGGCACAAGUGACUGUAGUCGGACGUAUCGUGUGUGAGGCAGCCGAGGGCAAGCUGAACCCCAGUGUCGUGCAGGUUGAAGGGUCCAGGAAGACUUGCGGUGGCCAGCGUGUGCUUCUCGACUUGAGUGCAGUCCCGAACUUCCAGAUCUUCCCGGGCAAGAUUGUUGCGUUGAAAGGUGUCUUCCCAGAUACCCGCUCGCCGUUGGCAGUGAAGAGGUUCCUCGAGCCAAUUCCAGCACCACCUGCUACGUCUUCCCCAGCACGAAUUAAAGAAAUCCAAAGCGAGCACGGGAACCCUGUUCGUGUACUCACUGCUUGUGGCCCGUUCACGACCACUAGCAAUGUGGACUACCUGCCCCUGAACGAUUUGCUACAGAUUGCAAUUGACCAGAAGCCAGACGUACUCAUUCUCGUGGGCCCGUUCAUCGAUUCGAUGCACUCCAUGUUCCAAGAUGGACUGGUCAAGUACGAUGGCAUGAUGCUGAGUUUCGAAGAGAUCUUCCUGUUCAAAGUGAUGACACUACUGAACAACGUGCUAUCACGAGACGAGCGGAUUCAAGUUGUGAUUGUUCCAUCUUUGAGAGAUGCCAACCACGAAUACGUGUACCCUCAACCACCACUGAACAAGAAGAAAGCGUGUGAAGCCUUCGAGGUUGCUGAUUAUGCUAAGCGCGUCCACUUCAUGUCAAAUCCUAGCACGUUCUCGAUCAACGGAGUCGUGUUUGGAACGUCCGCAUUGGACGUCGUGGUGCAACUCAGCUCAAAUGAGCUUUACAGGUCAGUUUGCUCACACAUAUAGGUAUAUAUAUAUAUUGUUGAAAAAUACCGUUGUUUCACUUUAGAGCUCAAGUUCGCGACCAAAACCGACUUCUCCGUCUGUGUGAACAAGUUGUCGACCAGCGAAGGUGCGCCGUGUACAUAUGCAUGAAUGUUGAAGCUUGCAUUUCGAGACCCUUAACACGACUGUUAUGCUCUGUUCAAAUAAUAGCUUCUACCCAAUGUUCCCUCCACCUCCGAAUAGCGAGGCGCCUAUCGAUCUGCGGUAUAUGAAGCAGUUCCAAUUCGAGCAAACGCCCGACAUCCUGCUGCUUCCUUCAAUUCUCAACCGUUUUUGUGGGCGCGUGAAAGAUUCCAUCUGCCUUAACCCCGGUCAGCUAUGCAAGGGCGAGUCCGGUGGCACCUUCGCUCAUAUCACCAUCCUUCCUUUGUCCAACGACAAAAUCGAGAGCGCAACCGAUGACAAGUGCGCCCACUUCGUGCCAGACCGAACAAUUGUCGAGAUCAAACGUAUCUAGACAGUAGAGGAACGGAUCGAAGUUAUUCGACGUUACCUUAUCUGGUGGUUAUAUACUUGGCGAUAAGCUCCUUGUGCUGCAAACGAAAGUAUCAGUAAAAGUAAACCAGGACGUUAAAGGCCACUAGAUGGUUCCUGACCCGCCAGUUGGAUAGCUCAUUUGAGACGGCGUCAAACAAAAAGUGCCUAAUCAACCAUGAAUUAAAUCGCGUUUUAAGCACAGAAUAGAAAAGAUGGGCAACUGAGACCUCAAACAAAAAAUUCCAUUCAGCC
Messenger RNA from Phytophthora nicotianae INRA-310, 2358 nucleotides. RefSeq lists its product as hypothetical. Gene Ontology annotation, molecular function: DNA binding. Lineage: Eukaryota; Oomycota; Peronosporomycetes; Peronosporales; Peronosporaceae. The transcript has 7 exons. The record is from RefSeq and is a predicted model, not a curated record. Gene Ontology annotation, cellular component: alpha DNA polymerase:primase complex. Gene Ontology annotation, biological process: DNA replication; DNA replication initiation. Bases 64 to 1590 code for a protein of 508 amino acids.